This is a messenger RNA of Bactrocera dorsalis (oriental fruit fly), 368 nucleotides long. RefSeq lists its product as uncharacterized. Lineage: Eukaryota; Metazoa; Arthropoda; Insecta; Diptera; Tephritidae. The coding region runs from base 9 to 368 and encodes 119 amino acids. The record is from RefSeq and is a predicted model, not a curated record. The transcript is spliced from 2 exons.
UUUUCUAGAUGCCAGAGAAGGCCGAGGUGCAGGCGCAAAGUAAAUUAUUGCGCGAAUGCCGCGUCAUAGCAGCAAAGACGCAUCAUUCAAUUAGCCGCAUCACCGGUGAUUUGGAGGACGAGCAUUACCUGGAGCUCGCUUCGAAACUACCCAUGUCAUCGGAAGAGCACGUGCGCUUCGUGGAAGAAAAACUUUCCCAAAAGGAAAGCACGGAUGCUAUGAUGCGGCUAAUAUUGAAGUCGAAGGGCGCAAAAGGCAGUGUGGACGGCAUACUACGUGGUUUGUUUUCAGACGAUGUAAUGUACCAUUACAAUUUAGAGGGGCGCAAGGAGAAGAAAUCCCUACUAAAACUAAAAUGCGUAGGGUAA